Spirometra erinaceieuropaei is the source of this 423-nucleotide messenger RNA. The record is from the annotation of a GenBank genome assembly. Lineage: Eukaryota; Metazoa; Platyhelminthes; Cestoda; Diphyllobothriidea; Diphyllobothriidae.
AUGCAGCGUUGUCGAAGUCCCGCCGUCGCCGCCACUACUGCCACCGCCACCACCUCCGCGGCUGCCGCCCACCACCACCACCACCACCACCAGCAACACUAUACAGACCUGAGCGACCGCGAUCCAGUAGUCGGAAGUAGCAGCCUCGACGAUGAUCUCUCCUUGUCCAGCGCCGAUGACAAUGAGGGCGCCAUACGAGAAUGUCCGGAAGACGAAGGCAACCCCGGGGUCAGACAAGGCACAGUGACUGUCGCCGUCGCUGGUGCCAGAGGAACAAAUCACGAAGAACGAACGCUUCUGGGAGCAUUGGCCGGAUUCAGUUCAAGUGAACACUGUUCAAGCGGUGUCGUUCUUUCUUCGACGACGAGAUUAUUUUCUGACAAUAACACGAGGCCAUCGGUUGGGCAUACCAAUAUCCAGUAG